This is a messenger RNA of Penicillium malachiteum, 915 nucleotides long. RefSeq lists its product as uncharacterized. NCBI's taxonomy places the organism in Eukaryota, Fungi, Ascomycota, Eurotiomycetes, Eurotiales, Aspergillaceae. The record is from RefSeq and is a predicted model, not a curated record. The coding region runs from base 1 to 915 and encodes 304 amino acids. The transcript has a single exon.
AUGGCGAACUUUGUGAAGAAGUUCAAAAGGAAGCAUAGGCUUUCAACCGAGAUGCAUGAUCGCUGGGGUGAUACUGCGAUCAGCUACCCUAACCAAGGCUCAUGGAAUCAGUGGAACCAAACUUCAGGGUUUGCGGCCAAUGCUUCUGCAACAAUAGAAUCUCGUCCUGCCGAGUCAGAUGGACCCCGACGUUAUAUACCUACCACUUCAAAUUCCGUCGCGCCAUCACAUCAAGGCUGGAGCGACGCCAGCUCUCAAACCAUGCGCACAUCACCAGAGUCGACGCAUUCAACCCACGAGAAACCAGAGCAUGAAAUUCCCAAAGGGUACUUCGACGAGAACAUCCGACAUCGCACUGCUAGUGAAAGAGCUCCGAAGCAUCACAUUCGCGGGUUGGGGAUAAAUGGUCCUCCACAAGAAGUACCACACACUCAUAUUCCGAGUCCUAUGGACCUGGAUGUAGAUGUGGAUAUCAUAGAUGAUUAUGACCAUUACUCCGAUGAAUCAUGCGACGAAGAAGACGAGGAACGCGAUACUCUGGGUGAUUCUCGGUGCUUGAUGACUCGUGGUUACUCAUCUGGAGAUGUUCCACGACGCGAGGAAUGCGGCUCUUACUCGGAUCGCCCAGCUCCGUCUCCCGCACUUUCUGUAACAUCUCGAAUGCGACGAGCAAGUGUACAAAGCUCAACAACUCAAGCAUCAUCGGCUGCGGGGACUUGUUCCAGACGGACGAGUUGUACUGCUGCAUCCUCUGUGUCGGCACCCUCUUUACCCCCGGACACGCCACAAUAUCCAGUCAAUACUAUGCAUUCUGCACAACCGGAGAAACGACAUGUCCCUCGCCCAAAACCGAGGGAGCCCGAUCACUUGGCUCAACAGCAGAUGGUUCCUGGUUAUGAUGAGCUUUACGGCUGA